CCAGGGCUGGCAGCUUCCCAUGUGUCCUUUCCAGACAGUCUUCUCGCUAGGAUGAGGGAUCUUCUUCAGUAUGUUGCUUGCUUCUUUGCGUUUUUCUCCGCUGGGUUCUUGGUCGUGGCCACCUGGACAGACUGUUGGAUGGUGAAUGCAGAUGACUCCCUGGAGGUGAGCACAAAAUGUCGAGGCCUCUGGUGGGAGUGUGUCACAAACGCUUUUGAUGGAAUUCGCACCUGUGAUGAGUAUGAUUCUAUACUUGCUGAGCACUCCUUGAAGCUGGUGGUAACUCGGGCGCUGAUGAUUACUGCAGAUAUUCUAGCUGGAUUUGGAUUUAUUACCCUGCUCCUUGGACUUGACUGCGUGAAAUUCCUCCCUGAUGAGCCAUACAUCAAAGUCCGCAUCAGCUUUAUUGCUGGAACCACAUUACUAAUAGCAGGUGCUCCAGGAAUAAUAGGCUCUGUUUGGUAUGCUGUUGAUGUUUAUGUAGAACGUUCUUCUCUGAUUUUCCACAAUAUAUUUCUUGGCAUCCAAUAUAAAUUUGGUUGGUCCUGUUGGCUUGGAAUGGCUGGUUCUUUGGGUUGUUUUUUGGCUGGUGCUAUCCUCACAUGCUGCUUAUACCUCUUCAAAGAUGUUGGACCUGAGAGGAGCUAUCCUUAUUCCGCAAGGAAAGCCUAUUCAACCACAGCUGUUUCCAUGCCCCGGUCACAUGCGACCCCUCGAACACAGACUGCCAAAAUGUAUGCUGUCGACACUAGGGUGUGA
Molecule: messenger RNA, 759 nt
Organism: Budorcas taxicolor (takin)
Lineage: Eukaryota; Metazoa; Chordata; Mammalia; Artiodactyla; Bovidae
Gene: CLDN16
Product: claudin 16
Exons: 5
Coding region: 52-759 (235 amino acids)
Biological process (GO): cell adhesion; bicellular tight junction assembly
Cellular component (GO): plasma membrane; bicellular tight junction
Molecular function (GO): structural molecule activity
Source: RefSeq, a predicted model, not a curated record